Messenger RNA from Melanotaenia boesemani (Boeseman's rainbowfish), 895 nucleotides. RefSeq names its product cornifelin homolog B-like. The coding region runs from base 165 to 551 and encodes 128 amino acids. The transcript is spliced from 4 exons. NCBI's taxonomy places the organism in Eukaryota, Metazoa, Chordata, Actinopteri, Atheriniformes, Melanotaeniidae. The record is from RefSeq and is a predicted model, not a curated record.
AUGAAACAAAAGCUACAGGAUGAACCGGUGGGUCUGGAUCCUUCUCUCAGCUGACAUACCAGUAGUUAUUUCUUGAAAGACUCCUGAAAUGACUUCUUAGUGCUGGAUUAGCUGUGACUGGACGAGCAUCACUGAGACCUCUGAUCAGACACAAAGACUCCAACAUGUCGAAUACCAUGGUGAUCACGCAGCCUCAGCCUGUAAUGGUGUCCCAGGACUCUGAUGAUUGGGGAACUGGGCCGUUUGACUGCCUUGAUGAUCUGCCCAGCUGCUGUUUUGCUUUUUGGUGCUGCCCCUGCUUUGCCUGUAAGACCUCCAGCGAGUAUGGACAACCUCUCUGUCUCCCCCUGCUGGAAAUCUUUGCCGGUUUUAUCCCACCUAUUACCUUGGCCAUGAGGGUCUCCAUGCGAGAACGCUACGGAAUCAGAGGAACCAUGUGUAUGGACUGUGUGUGUGCCACCUUCUGUACAUCCUGCACCUGGUGUCAGAUGUCGAGAGAGAUAAAGAAAAGGAGGAUCCCCAUCGUUAUGGUCAGCGCCAAGAACGCAUAACCCCAUCGUAUCCUGCAGGGCCGUCACAGUUAACCAUGAUCCAACCUGCUGAUCGGGGCCCUGAGAUAGAAAAUUAAUUAUACUGAAUGAAAUGGUAUCUAUUAUCUAAAUACUAAAUCUUUAAAUGUAUCUGACUCUCUGAUAAAAAAUAUUUAUGCCUUAAAAUCUGAUUUAUGUUAAGUGAUUAUGUUUUUCACAAUAACACAGAUGACGCAGGAACCCAGUUUUAUUUCUAUUUUUAUUACAGUAUAUAAAUAUAUGUAUGUAGAAAACCAUUCUAACAUUGUAUUAAAUCAAUUGUCUUUCAUGAAGUGAUUUAUUGCCAAUAAAAUAAUUCAGUUCAA